This is a messenger RNA of Ctenocephalides felis (cat flea), 1021 nucleotides long. RefSeq lists its product as uncharacterized. The coding region runs from base 161 to 1021 and encodes 286 amino acids. Gene Ontology annotation, cellular component: transcription factor TFIIIC complex. The record is from RefSeq and is a predicted model, not a curated record. Lineage: Eukaryota; Metazoa; Arthropoda; Insecta; Siphonaptera; Pulicidae. Gene Ontology annotation, biological process: transcription initiation at RNA polymerase III promoter; 5S class rRNA transcription by RNA polymerase III. The transcript has 7 exons. Gene Ontology annotation, molecular function: DNA binding.
AAAGGAGCAGGAUGAGAUAAUUAACGCAUUUUCUGACAUUGAAGCUGACAAAAUAAAUGAGAUUGUUACGAUUGUAAGAAAUAUUAUACAACUUGUAAAAUCAAAAACUUUUUAUGGGGUAACUAAUAAAGAUAUUUUGACACUAUUGCAAUCCAUUACCAUGAACAAGCUUCCUAUGAAUGCAUCAGACCUCAUAAGUCGUUUAGUCAAACAACAAUUGAUUUUGCGAGUGGGCAUUUGUGAACCUAGAUAUAUUCAUAAAUUUCAUGCUUCACCAUGGCUUGUACAAACUACGAAAGUGCUCCGACUGGAUCGUGAGAAAAUGUUUAAUGCAAAAGACAUCUUACAUAGUUCAAGUGGUAAAAGAAAACGAAAUAUGAGUAGGUCUAGUACGUCUGUUGCAAAAAAACGAAAGGUGGAAGAGCAGGAAUCUGCAUUGGAAAUGGAAGUUGAUGAGCUUGAAACUACAGCAAGCAUAGAUGAUUCCAUCAACCUUCCACAAGAGCAACUUUCACAAUCAAGUAUACUAGAAGAAAGUAAUACUGAGGAAUCUCAGGAAAGGACGGUCUUAGAUGAGUCUACAGAGGUUCGUGAAGGUGCUCAGUAUGUAGAAAGUGCAUGUGAGCAACUUAAAAUUACUAUUAGCCCUUGGAUAAGAGUGGAUGGUAGUAUUAACAAAAGAGUUUUAGAUCAAUGGUUAAGUACAGUUUUAAGUUAUUGUUUGUCAUUACCGGGAAUUUUAUUGCAAGAUGUGCAGAAAAAGUUCAGUUUUCAAUUACCAUUUCAUACAAGGCAACUUGUUGAGAUAUUGGUGCAACUAAAAUGCUUAUAUCUCCAAAAAGUUGUGCGAACAGAAGUUAAUCUGUUUUCAAAAAUGUCUCAGACUACAAUAGAAUCAGCAAGUGGUUUAGAAGAAGCAGGAGAGAUGAUAAUUAUGCCAGCUGAAGAUGCUGUUUUAAAGUUUGGUGUUUUUAUAGGUGACAGAAUAUAUGCAACUAGUUUUUUAACUCAUGUUAAAUAA